Ustilaginoidea virens is the source of this 348-nucleotide messenger RNA. RefSeq lists its product as uncharacterized. The coding region runs from base 1 to 348 and encodes 115 amino acids. The record is from RefSeq and is a predicted model, not a curated record. The transcript is spliced from 3 exons. Lineage: Eukaryota; Fungi; Ascomycota; Sordariomycetes; Hypocreales; Clavicipitaceae.
AUGACCCGCGGAGAGAGCACCAGAUCCAAGGUCCACUACAAGGGCAAUAGCGAUGACUUCCUCGUCUUUGUCGACGAUGAGGCAUCGUACAAGAAGUGGAAACUAGGUGACAGCUCCGUGCCUUUGGCCGACUUUGUUGCCGCUUUCCAGGUCUUUCAAACACACAAGCAAGGCUCCCAGGGCACUUAUGACACCGCUCCCAAGAAUAUCCUACAUGCCGAAUUCGGCACUGACAACACGGAUGAUGUCAUCACGAGAAUCCUCAAGCACGGCUCUAUCCAGUCCAUGGAGAUGCCUGGGCGACAGGGUCCCACAAACGAUAGCAUGAGUUCCAUGAGGGCCAAGUAA